Molecule: messenger RNA, 3467 nt
Organism: Danio aesculapii
Lineage: Eukaryota; Metazoa; Chordata; Actinopteri; Cypriniformes; Danionidae
Gene: gramd1bb
Product: GRAM domain containing 1Bb
Exons: 22
Coding region: 196-2949 (917 amino acids)
Biological process (GO): intracellular sterol transport
Cellular component (GO): endoplasmic reticulum membrane; plasma membrane; endoplasmic reticulum-plasma membrane contact site
Molecular function (GO): sterol transfer activity; sterol binding
Source: RefSeq, a predicted model, not a curated record
AAGAAGUUGGGAUUCUUAUUUCAUCAUCAGCAAAGAAGUUCCGCUUUUGACCGAAGUGUAUUUUGAUUGAAGAUUGAGGACUCAGGAUCUGUGUAAUACUUUUUAACCCUUUAAUCUUUGCAGUUUAGCUUCUCACCCAGGAACGUCUCAGUUUAGUAACGGUGACCACAGAGGCAGGGGUGGUGAGUUUGGAGCAUGACAGACACCCUUCGACCACCGUCCCUCCAGGUGCACGUCCCGCGGGACGAGCCCAGCCAUGGAGAGGAGGAAGGGGGCAGUGGAGGUGGUCAGGACAGCCUUGUCUGGUCCAGCUCGUCCACCCCCACCCUGCGGCGCCGUCGUUUUAAGAUGAGACGAAUGAAAAAGUUGCCCAGCGAGCGGGAGCGUCUUGAGAAUGGGCUUCUGUGGCAUCCUGGAUCACGCUCAGCAUCUAAAGAGUACCUACAGCUGCCUUCCAUCGAAAUUACACCGUCCAGUGACGAGGACGCAGCCUGGUCUAACAGCUCCACCCCGAGUGCCUCACCCCGGCGCAAACGAUUCCUGCUUCGAAAGUGGCUUAAGGUGCGAGAGAGGAAGGAACAAGGCAGUGAGAGCAGCAGUCAGCAAAGUAGCCAGCAGAGCAGCCAACAGAGCAGCCAUGAUGACGAUUCCAGCCGCUUCCUGACUCCCUUCAUCCGAGAGGACAGGGCUGACAGUGGGCCAGACAAGUGCAGCACUGCCAGUAACUCCAACCGCAGCUCUCCUGCCUGCUCUCCGGUUCUGCGGAAGCGCUGUCGAUCUCCCAUUCUGCAGAGCGCGGAGACGGACACCAUGGUGGAGAAAGGCUCAGAGCAGUCGGACGCCUCCAAAUCUCCCUCCACACCGGAGCAGCUGGUCACUCGCACCUUUUCCGGCCAGUCCACACGCAGCGGCGGCAAGAACUCAAAGAAAAGCCAGAGCUGGUAUAACCAUGAGAGGCAGCACAUUCUCAGAGUCCUCAGUCCCACAUAUAAGCAGCGUAAUGAAGACUUCCGGAAGCUCUUCAAGCAGCUGCCAGACACUGAGCGUCUCAUUGUGGACUACUCGUGUGCUCUCCAGCGGGACAUCCUCCUGCAGGGCCGUCUCUACCUCUCUGAAAACUGGAUCUGUUUCUACAGCAACAUCUUCCGCUGGGAGACUCUGCUCACAGUACGGCUGAAAGACAUCUGCUCCAUGACGAAAGAGAAGACAGCGCGUCUCAUUCCCAAUGCCAUCCAGGUCUGCACAGACACUGAGAAGCACUUUUUUACAUCGUUUGGUGCGAGAGACAGGACUUACAUGAUGAUGUUCAGACUUUGGCAGAACGCACUGCUGGAAAAGCCUCUCUGUCCUAAAGAGCUCUGGCACUUUGUACAUCAGUGUUACGGUAAUGAGCUCGGCCUCACCAGCGAUGAUGAAGAUUAUGUGCCGCCUGAUGAUGAUUUCAACACCAUGGGCUACUGUGAGGAGAUCCCAGCAGAGGAGAACGAGGUCAGUAAUGAUAACUCAUCCAAAAGCAGCAGCGAGAACAAGCCGGACAACAACAGCUCACCGCUAACACACAAGAGAUCCAUCACUCACUCCACUAUCACCUCCACCACUCCACCCAGCAGCACCGAUACGCCGCUGUCUUUUGACAUCUCUGCUGAGGAGUACACUGACUGUCUUCCUGAUGGAGAUCUGCUACCGCUGCCUCUGCUGGCCGAGGAGAGGAACAGCGAGCCGGCUAGUCCUGUGGGCUCCGUCCCGCCACCAGCACUCGACUUCAACGACAAUGAAGACAUUCCAACAGAACUCAGCGACUCCUCAGAGACACACGAUGAAGGCGAUGAAGUUCAAGCAUUCCAUGAGGAUCUGAACGGCCGUCAGUACAUUAAUGAGAUUUAUAAAUUCAGUGUUGAUAAGCUGUACAGCGUCCUCUUUACUGAGUCCCAGUUCAUGACUGACUUUAUGGAGCAGAGGAGAUUCACAGAUGUGGUUUAUCAUCCUUGGAAAAAGGAGGGAGCUGGGAAUCAGACGAGGGACAUCAUGUACACAAUUUCCCUAACCAACCCACUGGCCCCUAAAACCGCUGCUGUUACAGAGACUCAGACGCUGUAUAAAGCCAGCCAGGAGAACGAGUGCUACAUCAUUGACGCAGAAGUCAUCACUCAUGACGUGCCGUACCAUGACUACUUCUACACCUUAAACCGCUACAUGCUAACACGUGUGGCUAAGAACAAGUGUCGACUGAGGGUUUCUACAGAGCUGAGGUACAGGAAGCAGCCGUGGGGAUUAGUGAAGGGCUUUAUUGAGAAGAACUUCUGGAGUGGGCUUGAUGAGAACUUUAAAAGCCUUGAGCUGGAGUUAGCCAAGAUGGAGGACGCCGUGAUGGAAAGCCACAGACUGUCUCCUAAAUCUAAAGCAUUGAAGAACUCCACCCUGAGGCGGAGAAAAAGACCCCUCGCUCACCUCCGCACAGGCCAACUAGAUGAGACCCUCAGUCCUCUUACCACGCCAACAGACGAGGAGGUCAUCCACCGCAUCAAACACGUGGCAGGUUCCACUCAGACGAGACACAUUCCUGAGCACACAACAGGGAGCGGGAUUUUCUGCAACCUCUCUAAACCAUUACUCAUCAUCAGCUUUGUUCUGGUGCUUCUGGUGUUUCUGAAUGUGAUGCUGUUUUAUAAACUCUGGAUGCUGGAGUAUUCUGCACAGAGCCUCACCAGCUGGCAGGGCUUACGCUUACAUGAGAGCAGUAAACUGCCGCAGACACAGAUGGAAUGGGCACAACUCUUGGAGUCCCAGCAGCGGUACCACGACGCUGAGCUGCAGAAAUGGAGAGAGAUCAUCAAAUCCUCAGUUUUGUUAUUGGAUCAGAUGAAGGACUCCUUACUGAGCCUACAGAAGGGUGUGGGUCUGCGAGAUUACAACACCGACUCGGACCAGAAAAGGAGUCGAUAUUACUGACACUUACCCUCCAGGCCACCAGGGCGUGCUGUGCAAUGUAGAGCCACGUAUGUGAAUGAAAGGCGAAAAAGGGCCCAAAUAUGCGUGUUUGACUAUGCAUACCAAACAAAAAGAGAUAUUGGAUGGAGACGCAUCAGAAACUGCCAUCGGCCGAUCCAAGUGGACAGUCAACACAGCCAUGGGACGGCUUUCCUUCAGGUUGUUACUGUAUGGGAAUGAAACGGAUCGUGCUGGGAAAACGAAGAGCAUGCUUUCUAUUUUUUGACCCCUGCUUUCUUUUGAAGUGUGUUUUAUUGGUACAAGGAAUGAGGGAAAUGAUUGUUUUAGCUUGCUUUGAGAGAGCUGCCCUGUCCCUUUUCCCAUUUGUGAGAGGUUUUCCACAAUCAAAUCAAUCAUGCUGUAAAUUCAAGGCUGGUUUCCUUGAAAAUUCUGCGCUAGAUGAUUUUAUUCAGUUCGGCAAGACCUUAAGUUUCUGUGAAGCGUUGACCACUAUGCCAAUGUGUGUUUUUUUUUUUGCA